AUGCCCGACAUCGAGCUCCUCACAGCUGCAACCCCCAACGGCCAGAAAAUCUCCAUCUUCCUCGAAGAGCUCGGGAUUACGUACAAAACGACCUCCAUUGACCUGGGCGCGAACGAACAGAAGAAGCCUGAAUUCUUCGCCGUCAACCCGAAUGGAAGGAUUCCGGCAAUCAUCGACCACACGAGGGGAGAUUUCCACGUAUUUGAGUCGGGCGCUAUCUUUCUGUAUCUCGCCGAACACUACGACAAGGACUUCGCCUUCCGCUUCCAAGAUGCGGACGAGAAAAGCGAAAUGCUGCAAUGGUUAUUCUUCCAGAAUGCGGGCGUGGGACCUAUGCAAGGCCAAGCAAACCACUUCUUCCGAUACGCGCCUGAGACAAUCCAAUACGGCAUUGACCGCUACCAAAAUGAGACCAAAAGACUCUAUUCCGUUCUUGAAGAGCGGCUGAAGGAUCGCGAGUAUCUAGCUGGCAAAGGCAAAGGAAAGUACAGCGUCGCCGACAUGAGCACGUUCACCUGGGUGCGCUGGGGCCCUUGGGCAGGCAUUGAGCUGGAGAAGUUUCCGCGGCUGUAUGACUGGAUGAAGAAGAUUGAAGCGCGGCCGGCGGUGCAGAAGGGGCUGUUGGUGCCCAAUGACGAUCCGUUCAAGGAGUGGGUCAUGAAGGGCCAGGAUGAGCUGAAGGAGAAACAUGGUUCGUGA
Messenger RNA from Trematosphaeria pertusa, 699 nucleotides. RefSeq names its product glutathione S-transferase. Lineage: Eukaryota; Fungi; Ascomycota; Dothideomycetes; Pleosporales; Trematosphaeriaceae. The record is from RefSeq and is a predicted model, not a curated record. The coding region runs from base 1 to 699 and encodes 232 amino acids. The transcript has 2 exons.